GUGUCGAAUCUGUCAUUGAGGAAGUUAAAAUGCGUCCGUAGCUUUUUUACAGUCACUGGUCCGUAGACAUUGGAAAUAUACAAAUAUACUAUGGCAGCCACUAAAGCCUCCAAAGAACAGAAAUACGACAGACAACUCAGACUGUGGGGUGACCAUGGUCAAGAAUCACUGGAGAAUGCACAUGUUUGUCUCAUCAACGCCACAGCAACUGGAACCGAGAUACUGAAGAACCUCGUGCUUCCAGGUAUUGGAGCAUUCACCAUAGUGGAUGGACACACAGUCUCCGGGGAAGAUGUUGGAAACAACUUUUUCCUUAGCAACAACAGCAUUGGAAAGAACAGAGCACAGGCUGCCACUGAGCUGCUACAAGAACUUAACAGUGAUGUCUCUGGAAACUUUGUCGAGGAGAGUCCAGACAAGCUUCUAGACAACGAUCCAGAGUUUUUCCACAGGUUUACCAUAGUGAUCGGUGUCCAAUUGCCAGAAAGCACAUGUCUGAGGCUAGGCUCAGUUCUGUGGAGUGCCUCUGUCCCUUUCCUAGUCUGUAAAAGCUACGGCCUGAUCGGCUACAUGAGACUAGCGGUGCAGGAGCAUACAGUGAUUGAAUCCCACCCGGACAAUGCCUUGGAGGACCUGAGGUUAUACCAGCCUUUUGCCGAAUUCAAGAACCACAUUCAGUCCUACGACCUUGACAGCAUGGACAAAAAGGACCACAGUCACACGCCGUGGAUUAUUAUUGUUGCUAAACACCUGGAGAAAUGGCUCAGUGAGCACAACUGUCAGCCACCGAAAACUUACAAGGAGAAAGAGGCCUUUAGACAGUUCAUUCGAGAAGGGAUCCUAAAGAAGGAAAAUGGUGUCCCAGAGGAUGAAGAAAACUUUGAGGAAGCUAUUAAGAAUGUCAAUACUGCUUUAAAUCCAACCAAGAUUCCUAGUGCUGUUGAAGACCUCUUCAAUUGUGAGCAGUGUAACAACAUCACAUCACAGAGCCCCUCCUUCUGGGUGAUGCUGCAAGCUGUCAAGGAGUUUGCUCUCAAGGAAGGCAAUGGAAGUCUACCUGUACGGGGAACCAUCCCAGAUAUGAUCGCAGACUCUCAGAAAUUCAUCAACCUCCAAAAUGUUUACAGAGAAAAGGCCAUGCAGGAUGCAGCAGCUGUUUCUAAGCAUGUAGAACGUCUAUUGCAGUCUGUUGGGAAGCCACCAGAGAGCAUCUCUGAAAAGGACAUCAAACUGUUCUGUAAAAAUGCAUUCUUUCUGAGGGUGGUGCGCUGCAGAUCUCUGGCUGAAGAAUAUAGUGUGGAUUCAGUAAACAAAGAUGAAAUCACCUCAAGCAUGGACAAUCCAGAUAGCGAGAUGGUGUUCUACCUCAUGUUUCGCGCUGUUGAUCGCUUCUAUCAGCAGCACUCCCGCUACCCAGGGGUUUAUAACUACCAGGUGGAGGACGACAUCAGCAAACUGAAGCUGUGUGUGAACAGCCUACUGCAGGAGUACAGCCUCAACGUCAACAUCAAAGACGAUUACAUCCAUGAGUUCUGUCGAUAUGGUGCAGCAGAGCCACACACAGUUGCUGCUUUUUUGGGAGGAUCUGCUGCUCAAGAGGCCAUCAAGAUCAUCAGCCACCAGUUUGUGCCCUUCAACAACACUUUCAUUUACAACGCAAUGUCACAGACCUCGGCUACCUUACAGUUGUGAAUACAGCUACUGAUCCUGAGUUUGCUUCCAGAUAUUAUCAGAGAAAACAGAGCAAGAUGAAAAUAGGCAUUUACCAACUUGCUUUAUUAAAUCUAUACUGUAAAGUGAAACAUUUCUAUCACAUUUGAAUGAGAUAACUGUCCAAAUGUGUGCACUUAAACCCAAAAAUGCUUCUCACGCAGAAGAUCAAAGGUCAGAACUCUUUAGACUAUCGACCAUUCCAGUUCUUGAAGGGGGAGAAGUCAGGAUAGCACCCAUGGAGGAUUUCUUCAAACUUUUUGUUGUGUGGCAGGCAACAUUUAAACAAAGCUGGAAUUGAAACUAACAAAUUUAAAACCUUAAUGUAGUAAUUUUUAUCUGUGAAACUCCACAUUUGUGUAUGGCAUAUUACAAUGUAGCAGUACUUUGUAUACUUUAAUCACAACAGUCUCUUAUUAUAUUGUGUUUGAAACAAGGUGGAAGAUUUUGGGUUAAAAUAAAAAAAUGAACAUGCUGUAUGUAGUGUUUAACUGUCAUGCAAUGCUAUAAAGACAUUGAAUAUUUAA
Perca flavescens (yellow perch) is the source of this 2237-nucleotide messenger RNA. RefSeq names its product nedd8 activating enzyme E1 subunit 1 (gene nae1). The record is from RefSeq and is a predicted model, not a curated record. Gene Ontology annotation, cellular component: cytoplasm. NCBI's taxonomy places the organism in Eukaryota, Metazoa, Chordata, Actinopteri, Perciformes, Percidae. Gene Ontology annotation, biological process: protein neddylation. Bases 91 to 1692 code for a protein of 533 amino acids. Gene Ontology annotation, molecular function: NEDD8 activating enzyme activity. The transcript is spliced from 20 exons.